This is a messenger RNA of Micropterus dolomieu (smallmouth bass), 1306 nucleotides long. RefSeq names its product coxsackievirus and adenovirus receptor homolog. The record is from RefSeq and is a predicted model, not a curated record. The transcript is spliced from 5 exons. Bases 1 to 864 code for a protein of 287 amino acids. Lineage: Eukaryota; Metazoa; Chordata; Actinopteri; Centrarchiformes; Centrarchidae.
AUGUUCAGACACAGCUGCAGUCGUUUGAGGUUGGCUUUCUUCCUCAGUUGUCCACCUUGGUUGUCCGCCUUCUUCUUAUUCACUGCAAGUCUCUUGAGCACAGAAUUGAAAUCCACACGUGGGGUGCAGGUGACGUCCACCGGCACACAGACUAUCCAAAAGGCAGAGGGAGAGAGUGUGACUCUGGGCUGCAGUUACACACUGAGCCCUUUGGACACUGGAGAACUUGACAUUGAAUGGUCUUUGGUCAGUCCAGACACCACGCAGAAAGAUCAGAUGCUCCUAUCCUAUACCAGCGGCACUAAAUACAUCCAUGGUGACCACGCUCCUACACAAGGACUCAGCUUUGCUGCUCAGGACCCCUCAAUGGGUGACGCUUCACUCUCAAUUGCUCAGCUGUCACCUGCUCAUAGUGCUACGUACCAGUGUAAAGUGAAGAAAUCACCUGGAGUGGACAUGCACAAGGUGUCACUGGUGGUAAUGGCGAGGCCGUCUGUGCCUAAAUGCUGGGUGGAGGGAGGGGAGCUGAUCGGAGAGGCUGUGUCUCUGCACUGCAAGUCUGCAAAAGGUUCCCCUCCCUUAAAAUACACAUGGAGGAGAGAAAGUGCAGGCCCCAUCCCUGCUGCAGCCACACAGAUCAGUGUGACUGGGGAGGUGAAAAUCAGCAACCACUCGAAGAGCCUUGCAGGAUUCUAUCUUUGUGAGGUAAACAACGCUGUUGGAGCCGAACACUGCAGGAUCAACCUGAAAGCAAACAAACGUAAAGGAACACACGCUCACACAGAAUGUGCAACAUACAUCACGUGUGACCCACACCCACGCGAUCAUGAAAGACCUAGACAUCAUCUUCUUCUCUCUUUGUAGUUAUGCUGCAGUCUCCCCACUGCUUCACCUCUCACACACAGUGUUUUAACCAAGGUGCUGCGUGGAUAUGUGUGUGGAAACAUCAGUGUGUUAUCCUUAUCCUUAUGCUGUCUAAUGAUGACAGGAGAAGGCCAUAGUCAAUGGCAAAAAAAAUCGCUCUAUUGACAGAAGACAAAUCUGCUCUUUAUCACUGUCUUGCUCAGUCACAAAUGAGUAAUACUGAAAUGGCUCUGCUGCUUUGUUUGUCAACAGGCCCCUUUAGCUUUAUGAAGUAUAGAUGAAACAAGGAAAAGGCAGCAACAGAAAAUAGUUAGACUUAUUAAAAGCACCUCAUCAGUCUUGUUUAGUUGGCAAAGUGUGAAAAUAGAGGGAAUGUAAAAUGUCCUGAAUGUCCUGAGGGCAGUCGAUGAACAGUAAUACCUCUGAACAGCUCUGAACAAGA